Drosophila mojavensis is the source of this 2885-nucleotide messenger RNA. RefSeq names its product serine/threonine-protein phosphatase 4 regulatory subunit 2 (gene PPP4R2r). Gene Ontology annotation, biological process: protein dephosphorylation. Lineage: Eukaryota; Metazoa; Arthropoda; Insecta; Diptera; Drosophilidae. The transcript has 4 exons. Gene Ontology annotation, cellular component: cytoplasm; protein phosphatase 4 complex; nucleus. The coding region runs from base 231 to 2093 and encodes 620 amino acids. The record is from RefSeq and is a predicted model, not a curated record. Gene Ontology annotation, molecular function: protein phosphatase regulator activity.
UAGCCUUUGGUAUGUUUGUCUACAAUAUCAAUAGCUUACAUAGUGUGAAGCGGAGCAAAAUAAAUAAAUAUAUUUAAUUAUAAUAUAAUAAUAAGUGUGAUAGUGCUCCAGUGGUCGCAUCAGCAAUCGCAGAGUAUUUUUUGACCGGCCGGUUUAUGCACACAAAUUGAACUUGCAUUGCUUUGGUAGGGCUUCUCUAACGCUAACGCUUACGCUUCAAACGAGCAUCAAUGGUUACCAUGGAGAACAGCGAUGAGAUUCUACAAAUUUUAGAGCGUUUCACACAGCUCAAGCAGAAGGAAAUACCCAAAGAGCUGGAGGACUAUUUGCAGUAUGUGGCCAAGACCGGCGACACCGUCUUCAAGUGGUCCAGCCUCAAGUAUUUGUUCCGCGAAAAGCUGCUAAGUGUGAUCAAGCACUUUAACGAGGAUCCACCGCGUCUAGAGGAGAUACCCAAUUACCCGAACGUCGAUCCCUUCAACUUUGAGACAAUGAAGGCCUCCCUGCUGGAGCGUCUCGAUUUAUUCAAUGCUGCUCCCUUCACGGUGCAGCGGCUCUGUGAGCUACUGAUUGAGCCUCGCAAGCAAUACUCGCGCAUCGACAAGUACAUGCGAGCGCUCGAGAAAAAUAUACUGGUUGUUAGCACCAUUGAUCCGGGUCGCAAGCGCACGGACAGCGACAAUGGCGAUUCGCUAGACUCUGUGGGCAAUGGGGAUAUUUCGCUAGAGGUCAACAUCGACAUCGAGAUGGAGAACGAGAACAUCUUCAAUAACGGAGAUGACCGCAACGUCCCCAUCGAGGAGACCAAUUGCAUUGCUAUGAAGGCCAGCUGCCCACGCAGCGACGACAGCGCCGCUGCUCCGCCGAAGGCCAAGAAGGCCAAGCUCGACUUUGACGAGAAUGAGCAGCGCGACGAAGAGGAUGCUGAAGAAGCGGAUGAGGAGGUCGCCACCAUGAACAGCAAGUCCAAAGCAGACAAAGCCAAGGCAGAGACUGCUGAUGAAGACCGUGAUCUGAAGACGGAUGUGACUGAAGCUGCUCGCGAGAUACCCGAAAUUGAGGAACCCGAUGAAGAGGAGGAGGCACCAGUCAAGAAAUCAUUCAGCGCAGACAAGGAAGCGAAGAGCCUAACGACAGAGCCUAACGCGGAUAUUCCAGAAUUGGCCGAGCCCGAUGAGGUUGACAAAGGCGUUGCAGAAACUGUAAAGGAUGCAGCCAUCGACAGUCAGGUCAAGGAUCCAUUGACCAGUGCGGACGAGGAAGAUGCGGCCGGUGGGCAGAUGAAAAUUGUUGAAAAGCAGGAAGUGGAGAGAGCUGAAAAGAAGUCGGACUCGCCAGCGAAAGAUGCAGAGAAAGCAUCGAAGCAGAGCGAAGAUGCCGCUGUCGACGAUUCUGAUGAGAAGAAAUCAUCCACGGACGCCAGGCCAGCGGAGCCAGCUGAGAAGGCGGAGCAACCAGCAAAGGCCUCACCAGAAAAGGCCAGUGAACCAGCAGCUGUCGCGGGCCAGUCUGUAGCUGACAAGGAUGGAGAUUCUGUGGCCGCAAAGGCACCUGAUGCCGAGGCCAAGACUGACACUCAGCUGGAGAUCAAGGCAGACCCUGUUGACGAGAGCAAUACCGAAAAGACUGAGACCAAAGCAGCAACUGCAGCUGUUGCUGAGCCGGCUGCGAUUGCUGCAGCAGCUCCAGCUGCAGAUGAUCCAGAGAAGGCGCAGAAGAUCGCUGAUGCGACCGCCGAUACAGAUGGAGCUGCAGUUGCAGUUGCAGCUGUUCCCGUUACAGCUGUUCCCAUUGAGACCGAUGAGUUGGCCACGCCUCAAUCGCCGCCAGCAACAGAAGCCGACGAAGCGCCGGCAACCGAUACAGUUGCUUUUACAGCCUGUGCCACGCCCACAUUGGCACUGAACGAUCAGCCCAUGGAGGAUACACCAGUCGAGGAGGACGAACAGAACUCGAUCACAGCGGUCGUCGAGGAGGUUGUCAUGGCCGAGAGCAGUUUGCUUAUUGGCGACAUGGCCACCGACGACGGGCCCAAGGAUGAGCCGGACGCCAUGGAGGUGGAUGACACCAGUCAGGAGGUAAUGGUCCAAUAAAUGAUGAUGAUUGGCUCCCUGCGGUCACGCAGAUCGACAGCGACUAUUAUGAAUACUUACACCUACUCCACAUACAUAAAUAGAAUAUAAUGAGUAGAAGAUAAAAAGGAUACACACACACCGACACACACACAGCAGACCAAUCCCAAGAGUUGUGGGAUAUAUAACUUGAUUAUCUAGGGUUUUACCUUUAGGCCAUAGCUGAUAUAAUACUAUGAUAUAUGUAUGUAUGUCUCCAACGUAUUCCCAAUCGAGCAUUCAGAACCGUCUGGAGAUGCACUCACACACACACACAGACAGACAGACACAUCGUGAAUUAUUAUUAUUAUUUUUUUUUAAUUGUAAGUUUGAGAAUUAAGUUCAUGCAGAUCUAUAUUCCAUAUAUAUGAUAGUUUUCCAUAUUGUUGAGCGUACAUGAAUCGAUCGAACACAUUAUGUCAUAUUUUAUAUUUAUGUAUCAUUGCCCGUUCCACAAUGAGCAAUUACUAUUAUCUCUUAUCUCUUAUGUAUUAUCUAUGAUCAAUUAUCAUUAAGCUCAAAAGUUGAUCAUCCACUUUCGUUUACUAUUCGAUAUAGAAUUUAAUCAUAAUUUUUAAUUCCUUUAUUUUCCAACAUAGAAGCAAGUCAAAUCAACUUCAUACAUAGCUAAUAAUGAAAUAUUGGAAAACGUUUAUUAUCAAGAAGAGAGUACGAUCUUUAUACAAUGGAUUAUAUGUGUUUAGCACAUCAGAAUUCUCCUCUAAUCAAUGUCAUGUCUAAAUAAAAAUUAUUGCGUUUAUGUGUGUAUAGAUA